Molecule: messenger RNA, 974 nt
Organism: Homarus americanus (American lobster)
Lineage: Eukaryota; Metazoa; Arthropoda; Malacostraca; Decapoda; Nephropidae
Product: proteasome subunit beta type-2-like
Exons: 5
Coding region: 127-741 (204 amino acids)
Biological process (GO): proteasomal protein catabolic process
Cellular component (GO): nucleus; proteasome core complex, beta-subunit complex; cytosol
Molecular function (GO): peptidase activity
Source: RefSeq, a predicted model, not a curated record
AAUAAAACUUUGUAAAUUUACGAAUUAAAAUUAUAAUUGUAUAAUGAACGCUGAUGUUGUUUACCACAAGUGCAAGUCACAGCACACCGGGCUCUAUCUCACUCCCUCUCUCAUUAUUACACCAAAAUGAGUCUCGAGUGUCUCAUCGGUAUCAAGUUUGAUGACUUUGUUUUGAUGGCCACUGACAUGAGCCAUCUACAGAGCAUCAUGGUACAAAAAUCAGAUGAUGAUAAGAUGCACACACUGUCACGCAACUUAGUGAUGGCCGUGUCUGGGGAGGCAGGAGACACCACCCAAUUUGCAGAAUACAUCGCCAAGAACAUUCAGCUGUAUAAGAUGCGCAAUGGCUAUGAGCUCUCACCUUCUGCUGCAGUUCACUUCACACGUCACACACUUUCUACACAUCUGCGUUCCAGGGAGCCAUACUUUGUGAAUUUACUGAUGGGUGGGGUUGAUCCUGACACCAAGAAACCUGAGCUCUUCUUUAUGGACUACUUGGCAGCAUCCGUUCCAGUCAAAUAUUAUGCAUUUGGGUACGGUGGUAUGUUCACCCUAUCAAUUAUGGACAAGGAUUAUACUUCCAACAUGAACCAGGAACAAGCAUAUGAACUUUUAAAGAAGUGCAUUGCAGAAAUUAAGAGGAGAUUUAUCAUCAACCUUCCAAAGUUCCGUGUUCGAGUCAUCUCCAAGGAUGGUAUCAAAGACCUACCACACAUUGUAAGUGUAGGCGAGGCAGCGUAGAACUAGAAAGUUUUCAGCUGUGUGUUGCUUCAUAAUGAUAAAAUUAAGAACAUCCAUAACAAACUCAAAUCACUAUUUCAUUGAAGACUGCUAAAGGUGUUCCUUGAGUCCUUAGUAUGUGCUUUAACUCCAUAAGGCUUAAAGAAUCAAAGCAUAUACUGAAAUUAUAUAGCUAAUGAUAUGUGGAUUUUGGAUUUCUGUUUUUGAGGUGAAUAAAACUUUAAUGAAUGAAA